Messenger RNA from Parus major (Great Tit), 4101 nucleotides. It is a transcript of the gene STAU1, whose product is annotated as staufen double-stranded RNA binding protein 1. The transcript has 16 exons. Bases 278 to 2413 code for a protein of 711 amino acids. NCBI's taxonomy places the organism in Eukaryota, Metazoa, Chordata, Aves, Passeriformes, Paridae. The record is from RefSeq and is a predicted model, not a curated record.
UUCCGGCGGGCCGCACCGCCCCGCUCAUUCUCUUUGGUGUUUGCCCUGUGCCGCCCCGCCGGUCCCGCCCGGCCCAUGGACUGAGCGACCCCCGCCCGCCCCGGCCCGGAGCCGAGCCCUGCGCAGGCAUUCUCCAUCAUAAAUAUCCUGUUUAGAACUAAAUACAGAUCUUCACUCUCUGGAUCUCCUAAAGGUCAGCAAUUUGGCUUCCAAAAUUGGAGUUUGUCUGCGUUCAAAGCUGUUUGUCUACAGUAAUCUGCUCUGGUUGGAAGUGAACAUGUCUCAAGUUCAGAUUCAGAAUCCUUCUGCUGCCCUUGCAGGGAGCCAAAUACUGAAUAAAAACCCAUCUCUUUCACAGCCUUUGAGUAUUCCUUCUACUACCAGUUCUUUGCCCUCUGAAAAUGCAGGCAGACCUAUCCAGAACUCUGCUUUGCCUUCUGCUUCAGUUACAUCCACCAGUGCAGCUGCAGCUCCUUCAAACAUGGCAAACCCCAAAGAGAAAACCCCCAUGUGUCUUGUGAAUGAAUUAGCCCGUUUCAACAAGAUUCAGCCUGAGUAUAAGCUUCUGAGUGAGCAAGGUCCAGCUCAUUCUAAGGUGUUUACAGUGCAGCUGACUCUUGGGGACCAGCAUUGGGAAGCUGAAGGAACUAGUAUUAAAAAAGCGCAACAUGCAGCAGCUGCCAAAGCUUUGGAAGGGACAAAAUUCCCUAAACCUACAGCUCGUCCAUCUCGUAGUGAAGGCAAGAAUCCAGACAGUGUCACCCCUACAGUGGAGCUGAACGCACUUUGCAUGAAGCUGGGGAAGAAGCCCAUGUACAAACCCAUCGACCCCUACACGGGGAUGAGAUCCACCUACAGCUACACCAUGCGAGGCGGUACCUACCCCCCGCGGUACUUUUACCCAUUUCCUGUUGGACCUUUACUUUAUCAAGUGGAGCUUUCAAUUGGAGGGCAGCAGUUUCAUGGGAAGGGAAGAACAAGACAAGCAGCUAAGCAUGAUGCAGCUGCUAAAGCUCUGAAAGUUCUGCAGAAUGAGCCCUUGCCUGAGAAACCAGAGGUUAACGGAAAAGAACCAGAUGAUGAAAAUCUCAAUAAAUCUGAAAUAAGCCAAGUUUUUGAGAUUGCACUUAAAAGGAACUUGCCUGUGAAUUUUGAGUUUUUCCCUCUGAAACAGGUAACCAAGGAAAGUGGUCCUCCCCAUAUGAAGAGUUUUGUAACCAAGGUAUCAGUUGGAGAAUUCAUGGGUGAAGGUGAAGGAAAGAGCAAGAAGAUCUCAAAGAAAAAUGCUGCAAUAGCAGUCCUAGAAGAACUGAAAAAAUUGCCACCCCUUCCUACGGUUGAGAAAAUGAAGCCACGAAUCAAAAAGAAAACAAAAUCUAUAGUGAAGCUGCAAACAAGUCCAGAGUACGGUCAAGGAAUGAAUCCCAUUAGCAGACUUGCCCAGAUACAGCAGGCCAAGAAGGAGAAGGAACCUGAGUACAUGCUCAUCACAGAACGUGGGCUCCCCAGGCGCAGGGAGUUCGUCAUGCAGGUGAAAGUUGGUAUACACACAGCUGAAGGAAUGGGCACGAACAAAAAGGUUGCUAAACGUAAUGCAGCUGAAAAUAUGCUGGAAAUUUUAGGUUUCAAAGUCCCUCAACCUCAGCCUCCAAAACCAGCAUUAAAGACAGAAGAGAAGACCCCAGUGAAGAAACCAGGUGAUGGAAGAAAAGUAACCUUCUUUGAGCCGGGCUCUGAAGAGACUUCAGCUAGACUGUCAAACAGCAGCUCUUCAGCGUGCACCUCUCUCCUCCCAGGUAAUAAAGAAGAUGAGUUUAGGAUGCCUUAUCUCAGCCAUCAGCAGCUUCCUGCUGGAAUUCUUCCCAUGGUCCCUGAGGUUGCACAGGCUGUAGGAGCCAAUCAAGGACACCACACCAAAGAGUUCAGUCGGGCAGCUCCCAACCCCGCCAAGGCCACGGUGACGGCGAUGAUCGCCAGGGAGCUGCUCUAUGGGGGCACUUCUCCUACUGCUGAGACCAUUCUGAAGAGCAGCAACUCCUCAGGCCAUGUCCCCCAUGGGCCUCUAACCAGGCCCUCCGAGCAGCUGGACUAUCUUUCCAACGUUCAAGGAAUCCAGGUUGAAUAUAAAGACUUUCCAAAAAAUAACAAGAAUGAGUUUGUAUCUCUUAUAAACUGUUCCUCUCAGCCACCGCUGAUCAGUCAUGGGAUUGGAAAGGAUGUGGAGUCUUGCCACGACAUGGCUGCACUGAAUAUUUUAAAGUUGCUGUCUGAGUUGGACCAACAAACCACAGAGAUGCCAAGGACAGGAAAUGGACCAAUGUCUGUAUGUGUGAAACAAGAAAUGGAAAGUGACCCUCUCCUCAAACCGGCGAGCGCAAGCCCUUUGGGACAAACACUGGACAGCACUGCCUGAAACAGGCUCUUGACUGAACCCAAACCUGAAAGCACCAGAGAAAAUCAAAUGCUUCCUCUUAAUGUAACCUAACUGUUGGAGUGCUACAGUCUCUACAACUUACUGUAGUGUCUAAAUCAUAACUGUUGCUUUUUCUUCAAACAGUGAUACAUUUUUAGUUUCAUUAUGUUGUUUUGAUUGAAAUGACACUAUAAAUUCUUCAUUUAAAAGUUUCUUAAUUGUAUGUAGAACCAUAGCACAGUUUAGAAACUUUGUCUUCUGAGACUGACAUGUUACCUGUGAACUAACUUGGGAAGAUCAUAUCCAUGUAUGUGGUUAUUUUGGUUUUAUUGGAAUAGCAGCGUUUCACUGGAAACAGGCUGUGUCCCACCAUUUUAAAAAGCCCCAUAUUUUCGCAAACCAACCCUAAUUAUCCAAUGGUUGAAUGAAUUUAAAUACUUUAGGAAUUUUAAACUUGGUUUGAUCAUUUUUGGUUAAUUUCUAGUUUUCUUGAGUGUGGGGUAGGGGAGCUCAAAUGCACCGUGACUUUCAGUGAUCUCUGAGCUGUGUUUUAGGGACUGUGUGUUGGUGGCUCACAGCUCACUACAGUACAGGAUAUGAUCUCAAUGUAGUGCAUAUAAAACUGCAGAUUGAUUUUCCUUGAGUGCUUUAUACUGUUUAAUUACAUCUCCAUGUAGGGCUGAAAAAAAUUACCUAUGUUUAUAUAUAACUGUGUUGCUUUUGAUGUUGUGUUCUAGCGCACGGUCGGUGCGCGCUGAGGUUUGCAUUGGUCCAGGUACAGCACGAUAGCUGCGCGAGUUCAGUACUGCUUCCGUUCAUUGUUUACGCUGGAAUUUUUUCUCCCCAUGGAAUGUAAGUAAAACGUAGUGUUUGUCACCAAUAAAUGGUAAUACUAAAUUUUUUUGGUUAAUUUAUUCCUGUACACCACCACAGGGGCUGCUUUUUUAUAGAUUUGUAAUGCUUGUGUUCUAGUCUGGGCAGUGUGUUAAGCUGUGGAGUAACUUCCAGUGGUUCUCGAGUGCAUAGAGAAUGUUCUAUGUUCUGUGCUGUGCAGGGUGUGCAGACCUGGCAGGGCAAGGGAAUGCAAAGUAACGUGGGUACAGUUUGUUAUUUGUGCCACAGUGUUAGUGCAGCUGUGUUAAUGGGAGCUCAAACUGGACAUUAAAGUGAAACUUAAAAGUUUACUUAAAGGAGGAACCUGGCACAGCCAGUGGUUGGGACUUCCUCGAAGUAGAGACUUAAACUCCAUUUCCUUGUUUGCUUGUGACUUGAGCCCCAGCCUUGCCUGGGGGCAGCGCUGCAGAGCAGAGCUUGGCCCCUGCAGCAGCUCUGGCCCCACAGGCUGACACGUGUUGGUGUCUCGUCCAGUGUGAGCUACACUCAGUGUUUACCUACCUGGGACUGCAGGAGCAGUUCCUGCACCUGUGCAGCGCUGCAGGAGCUCCUGCCACAGAGAGCAACUCCUGCAGCUGCUGUCUCAGAGCUAAAUGUCUUGGCCAUUUUAUUUGUGUCAUCCAAAGCAAUCGGGCCACAGGAACUGCAGACCAGAUUGCGUUGAAUCACGUUGGGUGUGAUCAUUAUAAGCUAAAAACUCCCAAACAUUGUAAAGCUUUUUUGGUUUUAGGUUUUUUUUACAUUUGUAGAACUAAAAUGCUGUACAUUUAAAAAUUAAAAGAAACUUGCUAGGC